AUGCCGGACCGAACGACCUUACACGAUGUAUUGGAGAUUUUGUGCGAGUAUCAUCUGCCAGAACUCGGCGCCCAUCGUAUAUACACUAUAGCAGCUUUGCGUCAAAGCUUACAGCCAAUCAUCUCGACCCAAGAACAGUUAUCGAGGGCUCAACUCGUUCCCAACGAGACGCAUCUUGGAUAUAGCCGUUUGAUCGGCGACAAGCAGGCAGAUCUCCGUCUUUUCAGAGAGUGGCUGCGCCUGUGUGAUUCUACCCAUCCUAUAUGCCAACGUUCCGGGGGUCGAGUCAAGGUUCAGCCGCAGCAGCUCUGGGUCGUCAACGUACGAGAAAAUCGAGUAAUGAAGGCUCCAUUGGACUGUAGAUACUUAGCUCUGAGCUAUGUUUGGGGCCCUGUGCAUCCCCUCAGGUUGACCAAGGAUACUAAAGAGAUUAUCCAGCGAGAAGGGGCGCUUCAACUGCCGCAUAUUCGUUCGAGGAUACCGCAAACCAUUCAAGAUGCCAUGGUCACGGCUUUAGCGGUCAACAUAGAGUUUUUGUGGGUAGAUACGCUAUGUAUACCCCAGGAUGAUCGUGAGACGAAGCAAGAGCUUAUGCAACAAAUGCAUCUCAUCUAUGACAACGCCGUAUUCACCAUUGUAGCCGCGGCCGGCGACGAUGCUAACAGGGGCUUGCCGGGAAUACGACCUGGCUCCCGUGAUACACAUCAAAGCGUUUGGCAAAUCGGAGGCCUGACUUUUUUGGACGUGGAAAUGGACCCCUUCGAUGGAGUGGGUAGUGGCUACCAGCCUUCACGUUGGGGAACUCGAGCAUGGACA
Molecule: messenger RNA, 816 nt
Organism: Pseudomassariella vexata
Lineage: Eukaryota; Fungi; Ascomycota; Sordariomycetes; Amphisphaeriales; Pseudomassariaceae
Product: heterokaryon incompatibility protein-domain-containing protein
Exons: 1
Source: RefSeq, a predicted model, not a curated record